Messenger RNA from Emericellopsis atlantica, 828 nucleotides. RefSeq names its product putative aldo-keto reductase. Gene Ontology annotation, molecular function: oxidoreductase activity. Lineage: Eukaryota; Fungi; Ascomycota; Sordariomycetes; Hypocreales; Bionectriaceae. The transcript is spliced from 2 exons. The coding region runs from base 1 to 828 and encodes 275 amino acids. The record is from RefSeq and is a predicted model, not a curated record.
AUGGGAUCAGUCGCCCGUCAUCGGGCUGAAAACACAGCCGGAAGCCAAGUAUUAUCACAAAUAGGAUUCGGAACUUACAAGCUCGCAGCUCCUCGGUGUACAAAAGCCAUUCUUGAAGCCAUCUCCGCUGGCUACUGCCUGUUCGACACCGCUCAAUUAUACGAGACAGAAAAACAACUGGGACAGGCAAUAAGGCUUUCUGGUGUACCACGGGCCGACUUUGUAGUCACUACGAAGAUAAAAAAGAUCCAAACAGGCCUCUCACCUUACGACGCGUGUCUGUCUAGCAUAGACAAGUUUGGUGGAUAUGUUGACCUCUUCCUUAUACACACGCCUUUUCCGAAGCAACAGGCCGAAUUUGUUUGGCAAGCGCUGGAGCAGCUGCUACAGGAAGGAAAGACAAUGCGCAUCGGGGUCAGCAAUUACGGUAUCAAGCAUUUAGAAGACAUGAAAAGCUACGCCGUCCUGUGGCCGCCCCAUGUCAACCAGAUCGAGUUGCAUCCUUGGUGCCAGCAGAGGGAACUGGUCAAGUAUUGCCAGACCAACAAUAUCGCUAUACAGGCCUAUAGCCCACUGGCGACAGGGCAGCGCCUUGGUGACCCUACCCUUCUCGCUAUUGCACAGAGCCAUGGCAAGACACCUGCUCAGGUCCUGAUACGAUACAGCAUACAGAAAGGCUGGGUGCCCCUGCCGAAGAGCGCGACUCCGCACAGAAUCAAAGAGAACUUGGAUGUGUUUGACUUUGAGAUAAGUGAGCAAGACAUGGAGAGGCUGGAUGCGUUGGAUGAAGGCAAAGAAGGGGCAGUGUUCAAAUUCAAUGUGCACUGA